This is a messenger RNA of Amphiprion ocellaris (clown anemonefish), 959 nucleotides long. Its product is annotated as transmembrane protein 238-like. The record is from RefSeq and is a predicted model, not a curated record. Bases 89 to 652 code for a protein of 187 amino acids. Lineage: Eukaryota; Metazoa; Chordata; Actinopteri; Pomacentridae. The transcript is spliced from 2 exons.
CCGUACAGGUGUAAGUUGGAAAUGUUCCUCCUGCAAAACAAGAAUAGCUGCUCAGCGCCGUUACUCGGGCUGCUGCCUCUGCUCCGGUAUGGCCCGCGGCUGUGUGGGAAACUGUGCGACGCUAUUCGUCCUCGCUCUGGUCUUUGACGCCGCUGGGCUCAUUGUUCUUCUGGUCGGGAUUUUCGGCAACCUGAACCUGGACGGUCGCUUCUAUGGGGAUUUCCUCAUCUACACGGGCUCGGUCAUUAUUUUCCUGAGCCUGAUGUGGUGGGUGCUCUGGUACACGGGGAACGUGCAGAUGUACACGGAGGAAAAGGCGAGCUCCAUAGACAUCAACUUUACGCACUGGGCCAGGAAGCUGUCCGAGAGGCUUUCCAAAGGCGGCGCGAAGCCUCUGGAGGUAGAAGAGGAGAAGAAGAAGAAGAUGGGGAACGGGAAGGAGAACAACGGCUCUGUGCGAGUCUGUGUGCCCUCGCGGAUUCCGUGGGAAGGCGGCAGCAGCGGCGGAGCCUUGUCCUGGCACGACAACAGGGGGUUUGAUGGAUGGCCCGAGUGCGCUCCUCCAGCCGACAAAAACGUGGAGUUGGGGGUGUUGACGAGCUCAGACGUGGCUCUGCAGGCGGUGGUUGAUAAGGCAGAGAGGCUCCUCUGACAGGAGAUGGUGCUGUCUGGCUUUCCAGGUGUCUUUGAAGGACAGACUCUCUUUGAUGAUUUUUCAAGAACUCCAAAAGACUGAAAACCUUGAAGUUGUGAACUAAAGUCACUUUUUUUUUUUUUUUUUUAAAUAAGGAAGACAGUUUCUUGAUCAGGGAAAAGCCUAGCAUCCACAGUAGGAAGAAGGGCUGUGCACAGAAGAAGAAAGGGUCUUUAACAUGUACAUAGUACAUUUCUAUUUUUAUGUGCUGAUUUUGUGGCAGAUGUAAAUUAUUUUUCUUGGGAAUAAAGUUCAAAUAGAUGUA